ACUUUCUAUCCAGAUGUCGACGUUCGGGAUUACGACACCGGCUACGCCAUCGACAUGGAACUCCCAGGUCUGGAAGACAAGCGCAACAUCAAAGUUGAAUGGACUUCCAAGCACGACAUUAUGAUCAGUGGACACCUUGCCCGAACCAGCUUGCCCUCAGCCGUCAAGCGUCAGGAUGCCAAUGGAAAGGAAGAUACAGACAGAUCUACCAAGGCCGCCGACAAGGACAAUAAAGAAGAUGGACUGACUCCAACGCUUUUGGUCAGCGAGCGCAAGACCGGCCACUUUCGUCGCAAGUUUCACUUGCCGAUGGAAGUGGAUGCCUCCAAUCUGAGAGCGAAGCUGGAGAAUGGCCUUUUGAAGAUCAGAGUU
This is a messenger RNA of Aureobasidium pullulans EXF-150, 372 nucleotides long. RefSeq lists its product as uncharacterized. Lineage: Eukaryota; Fungi; Ascomycota; Dothideomycetes; Dothideales; Saccotheciaceae. Gene Ontology annotation, biological process: response to salt stress; response to hydrogen peroxide; protein folding. The record is from RefSeq and is a predicted model, not a curated record. The annotation marks the transcript as partial. The transcript has a single exon.